This is a messenger RNA of Cyphellophora europaea CBS 101466, 2697 nucleotides long. RefSeq lists its product as uncharacterized. Bases 1 to 2697 code for a protein of 898 amino acids. The transcript is spliced from 2 exons. Gene Ontology annotation, molecular function: protein serine/threonine kinase activity; ATP binding. Lineage: Eukaryota; Fungi; Ascomycota; Eurotiomycetes; Chaetothyriales; Cyphellophoraceae. The record is from RefSeq and is a predicted model, not a curated record. Gene Ontology annotation, biological process: protein phosphorylation; intracellular signal transduction. Gene Ontology annotation, cellular component: cytoplasm.
AUGUCGUCCGCAAUUCACGACGAUGAAUUGUCUAUAUCGCUGCCGGCUUCCGGCGUCAACAAACCUCGUCCAUCGCUACCUCCCGUCGUCUCUCCACCUGUGCGCAAUGCGAUCCACACCCCGCAGUCUCAAUCAGAGUCACCGGGUACGAUGAGAGCAUUGAACCGGCUCAACCAAUACAACUUUGUCAAGACCAUCGGAGAGGGUUCAUUCGGCAAAGUCAAGCUUGCGAAGCACAAAGUCACAGGUCAAGAGGUCGCCAUGAAACAGAUCAACCGCCGAAAACUCAUAAGCAGAGACAUGGCUGGACGGGUUGAGCGAGAGAUUUCUUAUCUACAACUUCUGCGACACCCACAUAUCAUCAAGUUAUAUUCCGUCAUCAACACAAAGACCGACAUCUUCAUGGUCCUCGAAUACGUCCCCAUGGAACUGUUCGAUUACAUUGUCAAACAUGGUAGGCUAGGCGAAGCCAAGGCGAGGAAGCUCUUCCAACAGAUCAUUUGCGCCGUCGAAUACUGCCACAGACAUAAGAUCGUCCACCGAGAUCUGAAACCCGAAAACCUCUUACUGGACAAAAACAUGAACGUCAAGAUUGCCGAUUUCGGUCUAAGCAACAUCAUGACAGACGGCAACUUUCUUAAGACAAGUUGUGGUAGCCCUAAUUAUGCCGCGCCCGAAGUGAUUGGGGGCAAGUUGUAUGCUGGUCCAGAAGUGGAUGUCUGGAGCUGCGGCGUCAUCCUAUACGUCUUUCUCGUGGGCAGGCUGCCCUUUGACGAUGAGUUCAUCCCGGCACUCUUCAAAAAAAUCCAGGCUGGCAAUUUCCACAUCCCAUCACAGACACCUGCAGGCGCAGUCAACCUCAUCAAGAGGUGCUUACAGGUCCACCCCGUUCAUCGUAUCACAAUACCAGAGAUCAGACAGGAUGAGUGGUUUCUGAAGGGUCUUCCUGCAUACCUGACUGAGCCUGUCGAAGAGUUCCUCAAUACUGGUGUUGACGCAUCUAAGCCGAUUGAUCCGAGCCAGCUCGCGCCCGGAAAGCCAAAGGAGGAAGCCGAGCAGCUUCACGAGCAGGUAGUUUCCCGACUUGGACGCACGAUGGGCUAUGCAAAAGACGAUGUCAAGGAUGCCCUGAAGAAAGAAGAGCCCAGCGCAAUUAAGGAUGCAUACUUGAUCGUGCGGGAGAACCAACUCAUGCUGAGCGCUCCUCAAUAUACCGCCGAUAAUCCUCAACUGGAAUUGUUCCUCGCGUCUUCGCCUCCCAUUGGAGAUAAUUAUGCCAUGUCACCUAUGGCGCAGCGCUUGCAGCAAGACGAAGUUCGACCAUUGACCCCAUCCAAAGGCGGCCGAGACCCACCGCGCGCGAGCCGAACUCUGUCGGACACGCCUUCUGUCCCACGUGAGGAAGAGCGGCCGAGAAUAUCCAACGUGCGAGUGCUCAAUACCUCAUUGCAUCAUGUCCAUCAUGAGCUCAUGCAAAUACGAGAUAAAGCCAAGGCUCGUGGUGAUGAUCCGGACUUGGCUUUGUACCCUGCACAGAACGAAGAGUCGACAGUCCCAAUCCCAGAAGAGGUCAAGGAUAAUGAAGGCAAUCCGAUCUUCCGAUCAAAAGAGGAACAAGAAGCUACUUCGAAGGCUUUGAAGCCUCAUUCGCGAUCGGUCACCAAUAUGAAUGAGUUGAGAGAUGUGCUAAAGCCCGCAACCAUGACUCCUGUGCCAGUGGACGACAAAAAGGCUGCAAAGAAGGCCCGCCGAUGGCAGUUCGGCAUACGAUCUCGCAACCAGCCUUAUGAAGCAAUGCGGUGUCUAUAUGGUGCACUUAAAGACGUUGGCGCUGAGUGGGAGAUACUUCCUGCCAGCGCAGCCGAUGUCACACCGGAGGGCGAAGAGAUUGAUGCCAACCCUCUACCACCUGACCUGGAAUCCGGUGAGCAGUACACGGUGCUUCAGUCAAAGUAUUCCACCCUGCCUCCUGACUAUUACAUUCCACGUGACGCGUGGAGUAUUCGAGCUCGCAUUCUCAAAAAGGGAAUGCUAAUGCCGGGAGAAGCACCUUCAAAUUCGGCAAAUAGUUCAGCUGUGAGCCUACCAAACGAGGCGAAACACCAGAUGAGAAGACACAUUGAGGAGCUUGGCGGCUUCGCAUCGGAAGACGUUGCCAGAGCGCUCGGCAGUUAUCAAGGCAUGGCCCCGAAAACCAAAUCAGCUGUCAAUAGCGAAUCUUCAACACGUCCAAACAGCAGCUUCGGUGAGCACGGACAUGACGCGUUCACGGGUCCAGCGCAACCGUCCAGCAAAUCCGGCAGUGUUUCCAGCAUGCCCAAGAAGCUGCCAAGUGAACACAUUGGCGUAUGGAUCUUCAUCGAUAUUCAGCUCUACACCUUGGAAACGAAUGUGUAUGUUGUCGACUUCAAGUGCGACGGGUACCAGAAUGUUGUCUGGCAUGAUCCCAAGAAGGAUAAAGAGCGAACUAAAAGCCCCCAGAGCCACAGCGCUGUUACUAGCCCUGUCUCUAGCAGGCCGACGAGUGGCUUUGAGCAUGCUAGCAGCCAGUCUGGUACCGAGGAUUCCCAGGAUUCCGGUGGAUAUUGGACACCAAUGAGCACGAGGUAUCGCCAGGAGAAGGAAAUAUCUAGUCCUUACCCUUUCCUGGAUGUGGCAAGUGAUUUGGUUGCACAGCUCGCAAGUCAGCCUCAAUAG